Molecule: messenger RNA, 2351 nt
Organism: Nothobranchius furzeri (turquoise killifish)
Lineage: Eukaryota; Metazoa; Chordata; Actinopteri; Cyprinodontiformes; Nothobranchiidae
Source: RefSeq, a predicted model, not a curated record
CACUCACACACACACGCACACACACACACACACACACGUGUAUUUCCUGGUUCAGGUUUCGGUUUUCACACAGGAAGUUGUUGUCACAGAAACAGCAGAAAUGUCUGAACCGUUUCUGGGUCAGAACCAGAACCUUUUCAGAACCUGCAGAACCAGGUCCACCCUGCCUGUACACAGGAGCAGAACCCCCGAGGCUCUAGCUGGAACGGAUCCUCAUUCAGAACCAGACUUGAUCAAACGUCUGGUUUAACAGCUGACCCAGACGAGUCCGGGGCUGUGGGUCACGGCGCCGCAGCGGUUCAGGGUCGACGCAGCAAAGGCCCCAAACCAGAUCUAACGACCGUUUUAACGUAGAUUAGAACGUAGUCGAAGAAAAGGGGAGUAAAUGUGGACGUUAAAUCUUCCAGGAGAGGAGACGUGUUCAUGUGCAGCUCAGCAGCCUGAUGGCAUCGGAGCAGAGCUGCUCAGGAACCCGCUGGUCCUGCAGAACCUUCUCCCAGAAGGACCAGUCGCUGGUGAUGGAACCGGGGAGGGAGGGGCAGCCCAGUGAUGGUCACCCACACGCAGACAGGUGCGACCGUACCUGAGGACUCGUCUGGGGGUGAAGGUGCAUCAGCAUCAACGCGUUUUCCCACCUGUCUGUGGAACCCGUGGUUCCUCCGAGCCAUCAGACCGGACGGGACCGGGCUAAACCUGGUUGUGACUAAUUCCUGGCUGCUAACUAGGAGCUGAUCCUGUAAAGCCGUUUGCAGCGAUGACCGUUCCGUUCUGGUUCUCUAAUCACAGCUGUCUGUUUCUCAGGAACGUUCAUCAACAGCAGCAGCAACACCACGGUAACCACGGCAACCCCAGGCUCCUGCUACUCCAACGACACCCAGUUUAAGUACAGCGCCUACACCUUCACCUACAUACUGGUGUUCCCGGUGGCGUUCCUCUGCAACAUCGGAGCGCUGGCCGUGUUUCUCAGGCAGAACAAGUUCAGGAGCUGAUGAAACCCUCACAGCUGCAGAUGUCUGACUCCGUCUGUACCCGCCUCCACAGAAACUCCGCCUCCCAAGUGGUGAUGAUUAACCUGGCCAUCUCAGACUGGUGUUUCUCCCUCACCCUCCCGCUGCGACUAGCCUACUACAUCAGAGGCGGGAUCUGGGACUUUCCUGACUGGUUGUGCCGACUCUAUGUGUAUGCCUUCUACGUCAACCUGUACUCCAGCAUUCUCCUCCUCACUCUCCUGAGCUUCCUCCGCUGGCUGGCCGUGGCGUAUCCCAUGAAACAUUCUUCCAUGGCUACGACCAGGCGGAUCGUUUUAGUUUGUCUGGGAAUUUGGGUUUUUGUGGCUGUUACCUCAGUGCCAUUUCUGUUCAACGGUGUCGUGAACAGGGACGAAGUCCCGCGCUGCUUUGAGCCGGGACCCAGACGCUCGUGGUCGAUACUCCUGGGCUUUAACUACGUGGGGUUGGUGUUCGGCUUCCUCGUGCCGUUCUUCACCAUCAUCUUCUGCUACAGCAAACUUAUCCGGCGCCUGACCACCUCCCCCCCUGUAGGCAACAGCAUGACCACCCGCAAACCCACCAGAAACAAGACGCGUGCGGUGCACCUGGUUUCCAUGGUGAUAGCUACCUUCCUGUUGUGCUUUCUGCCCUACCACCUGAUCCGAACACUGCACCUACACGCCAAAAAUGGUGGGUGGAGCUGCAGGACCACACAGCUGCUGGAGAGUGCCGUGGCUGUGACGCUGUGCAUGGCAGCGUGCAACUGCAUGGUCAACCCCCUGCUGUAUUACUACUCUACCACGUCAUUCAGGAAGGACAUGAGGGACGUUCAGUCCUCUCUCAGGUCCAGCAGAGGAGGGUCCCUGAUGCAAAAAUUCAGCCAGUCCCAAAGAAAGCAGAGUGACUGAUGAACCAUCUGGAGUCUAAGAGACAUUUUCUUCACCCAACCUUCCAAUGCACUGGUCUGGAUGCUCUGUCCUCUAGCUGUCUCCUGAUGUCCAAUGGUCCCACGUCUCCUCUCAGAAUGGGAUAGAAGAAUGAGACUGAAGCCACCUUUACAGCUGGGUCCUGAUGGUGGUGUUUCAGGAGGCUCCUCCACCCCAGGAGGGCCUUCUCUUUCUGGGUUAGAACCCUCCCCCCACUCCCUUUGUUCUGAGGUCACACCUCGAUGCACUGAACUCUGAACUUUGUGUUUAAUGUGAAUGAUGUUGAUGUUUAUUUAAAUGUUUGAUGAUGACAUUCAGUAAACAGGGAGUGUACUGAAAUGAAGGUCCCGUCAGGAACAUCCUCUGUUCUUACUGCUGCUUGUUUUUGUUGUUACGUUGUUUUCGUUACCAAAGUAAAUAAACAAGUAAACACAUA